This is a messenger RNA of Lucilia cuprina (Australian sheep blowfly), 1052 nucleotides long. Its product is annotated as trypsin-1-like. Bases 211 to 984 code for a protein of 257 amino acids. Gene Ontology annotation, biological process: proteolysis. Gene Ontology annotation, molecular function: serine-type endopeptidase activity. NCBI's taxonomy places the organism in Eukaryota, Metazoa, Arthropoda, Insecta, Diptera, Calliphoridae. The transcript has a single exon. The record is from RefSeq and is a predicted model, not a curated record.
AUUGAGUUUCUAUUGAUGUAGCCUACUCUUAUAACCUAAAAUCAUUAACCUUACAUUCAGUGUAGAUAUGAAAAGUCCUCGAAAUACACUGAAUAAUUUUAUUAAACACUUAAAGGCGUUAGAUACUUUAAAAAACCACUCAAUGGGAAAAACUAUAAAAACCUAUAACCAUAGACAAAUAGCAAACAGUAAUAUUUUGCAAGCGUAACAAUGGAAAAACUUAACAUUUGGCUGAUAAUUGCUUUAACGUUCUUGGCGGUCUUGGCUGGAGCAGCACCCCGUUUGGGCGGACGCAUAGUUGGUGGCUAUGAGGCAGAUAUCAAGGAUAUACAAUUUCAAGUAUCCUUACAAACUUCGUAUCACUUUUGUGGUGGCACUUUAAUAGCCAAACGUUUUGUUUUAACUGCUGCUCAUUGUACUGAUGGUAAAUCGGCUACAAAUCCUCCAUUUAAUGUACGCUUAGGCUCCAAAUAUUCCGCCAAAGAGGGUUUAGUUGUUAAGCCCAUACAAAUCUAUCAGCAUGAGCAAUAUAAUGCCAAUACCAUUGAUUAUGAUUUCUCUAUUUUAAAAUUGGAAGACUAUGAUGAGACGUUGCUGCCUUUCCAAAUUCAAUAUGCCAAAUUACCAUCUAAGGAUGACAUUAAAGAUGGCACAGUUUUAACUGUUUCCGGUUGGGGUAAUACACAAAAUUCUUCAGAAUCACGUGAUGUUUUAAGAGCCGUCAAAGUUCCCAAAGUAAAUGAGGAUGUGUGUGCGAAAGCAUAUAGCGGUUUUGGUGCCAUAACUGAACGUAUGAUUUGUGCUGGACGUCCAGAAGGUGGUAAAGAUGCUUGUCAAGGUGAUUCUGGUGGUCCAUUAUUUAGGAAUAAUGUUAUUUGGGGUGUGGUAUCAUGGGGUUAUGGUUGUGCCAGACCUAAUUAUCCAGGUGUUUAUUCAAGAGUAUCAACGGUAUUGGAAUGGAUUGAGGCAACCGUAGAGGAAUAAGUGUGAAAAGGACAUAACGGCUUUAAAAGAUAUUCGAUGAAUAAAUCAAUUAAAUUUUAAACAAAUUA